Molecule: messenger RNA, 2380 nt
Organism: Pieris brassicae (large cabbage white)
Lineage: Eukaryota; Metazoa; Arthropoda; Insecta; Lepidoptera; Pieridae
Exons: 9
Coding region: 91-1782 (563 amino acids)
Biological process (GO): G protein-coupled receptor signaling pathway; cell surface receptor signaling pathway
Cellular component (GO): membrane
Molecular function (GO): G protein-coupled receptor activity
Source: RefSeq, a predicted model, not a curated record
UCUAAAUAACAACAAUUUUUAAAAAUAUAUACAUCAAUAAAAAUUUAAAAAUGAACAAUAUUGUGAGAGCAUAAGUUGCUACUUAACAUAAUGCGGAACUUUAUAUCAAAAAUAACUAUUCUUACUUUCUUGUUUUAUUUUACAUAUUUUAACAACGCACUUGCAUUUCAGGAAAAUAAAACAGGACAUCAUAAUAUACGUAAACCCAAGUACGAUAUUUUUAAUAAACCCCAAAAGUUGGCUACGUACAGGUCCUUUCAACCACCUAUAGGACAGAAACCUACAUAUAAUAAAGCUGAUGAUCGUAAUGACUACGAUUUAAAUACUUACGAUUCUGAGUACGGUGUAGUGCUUUCUAACUUUACAUCUUCAGUAUACGAUGAUAACCCUCCGCUAUAUCCAAAUCCUGACGUUAUCGUUAAGGAAACUAAAGGGAUAUCAAAUAUAUUGAAAGAAAAGAAAGAACCAGAUCCAGACAUGGACCUCCCGGAUGAUUCAUUGGCAGAUGCAGACUUGGCAGAACAUAAUAUAAUAGAUAGCGUUACAUAUGUGUAUGGUUUUAAUAAUUGUCACGGCAUGCGAGACGAAUGGAUGGUUUUGAUUUAUAUUACAAGUGGUUUAGCCGUGAUAUUUCCUAUAUCAUCUAUUCUAUGGCUAAUGUGGAGUGAAAGUGCUGCAGAAUUUAGAAGAAGUAGCAAGUUAUAUCCUAUCAAUAUUAAUCUUUGCUGUUGUCUAGCAGCUUGUACGCUAAUUUAUAUACAAGCUGCUGUGGGGGCGUCAUCUCCUUCGCAAUGUGAGAGAAUAGCGUUGCUUCUACAUUAUACGCAUAUUACUUGUGCCGUAUGGAUAGUGGCUUUGGGUGCUGCAGUUGCUGAAUUCUGUACAUGUGACAAUUUAUUGCCGCUUAAGUAUAACUAUCUUCUAGCAUAUGGGGUUCCAGCAAUAGUUGUUAUGUUCAAUUAUGCACUCUCUAUGGAACAAUAUGAAAUCAAACAUUACUGCUGGAUGUCAAUAGAAAAAGGUAUGGUGAUGGGUUUCAUGAUACCGGCAAUGAUACUCAUACUGAUUAACACAGCCAUUAUCAUAGUUGGGUUACAAAGUGUCAACCAAAAACAGAAUGAUUUAAUAUCGGCGAAAAUUCAAGAUUUGGUUGACCAGCACUUGGCAAAUUGGCCAAAAAACGAACCAGGCAGUUCCGAAACGUUGAACAAUGUUUGUACUCCCCUUCCCAGUAGAAAAAAUACUGAUAGUUCUGACACACUGGACAGGGACUCGAACGAUGAAGAUAAUCCAUAUACGACGGUAACAAUGGGUGCAUCCAAUAGUGAUGCCAAUAGUGACGAAGGAAGAGAGAUGAAAAGAAUAUCUGACAAGCACGUAAUUAAUUUGUGGAAAUCAAUGGCGAAACUCUCUUGGAAAAAUGGAUGGAAUAUUGAAGGCAACGAUUUAAAAGCCUAUUUAAACCUUUGUUUGAUUCUUGAACCAUUUUUCGCUAUAAAUUGGGUCAUGGGGGUAGUCGCUAUAGAAAAUGCUACGCAUUGGUCAACUCCGACUAUUUAUCUCAUUCUCGUUUUGUCAAUGCACAUCUACUUAAUGGCUACAAUAUGCACAACACUACCAAUUGUACAAAAGAAAACACCAACACCAUGUACGGAAGUAUCUACUGAACCUACUAUUGUGCGAUCAAGGACUACCGACAGCAUUCCUCUUUUGGACCCAACCGUACAGCAAGCUAAUGUUACACCGGCACCAGUGGACACUAUUAGUACUAUAAGUAUUUAAAGUCGAAAAACUAAAAAUCAUUAACCAGGAAAUUAUUAAAGAUUGCAGGAGGUUUUUGGGGUUAAUUAAUACAAAAUUAAUUAAUUUUGUACGUUAUGCUUCCUUACUUAUUAUUCGAUAUUUUUUCACAUGAAAUAAUGAUUAUAAUAUUUGCCCACGCACUGGUAGCAGCAAUCAUAUUGUACUUAUGAAUUGAUUUUGAAGAUGAGAUGAAAUAUUAUAUUAUUAUUGAAAGAAAACAAUUUUUAUAUUAUUAUUUAUUGUUUUUAUGCAAAGUUGCCAGGUUAUAAAAUUCGUACAAAUUUUAUUCUACGAUAAGAGAGAGCAUAUUAAAAUAUCAACAACUUAUUUUACCUAAAGAUUAAUUACUAAGUAGUUUGAAGUUUCAAGUUUUAAAGUAGUAUAAAAUAAGAUUUUCUAUGAUCCUUAGUAAAUUAAAAUUAAAGAUAAUUUAUCCUACCUACUAAAAUUCCAAUAUCAAAAUGGUAGAAAAUAACAAUUCCUACUUACUAAAUUCAAAAACUUUGUUAACACAUUUCUUCCUAAAUUUGACCAAACGAUAUCAAAAAAAGUAUUGCUUAUCUACUUUCUCGUUUGU